Paramecium pentaurelia is the source of this 945-nucleotide messenger RNA. NCBI's taxonomy places the organism in Eukaryota, Ciliophora, Oligohymenophorea, Peniculida, Parameciidae. The record is from the annotation of a GenBank genome assembly.
AAUGGCAAAUUUACAUGGUUAUGGAGAAUAUCAACCAGAUUAUUAAUAAAGAAGACAACAAAGAACAUUGCACGAUUAUUUUGGAGACAGUAUAAAACGAUUUCCAUUUAUUGGUUAUUUCUAUUUUUGAAUAAAUUAGGAGCUUAAGUUGUAAAAACGAAUCCCCGAUAAAUGCAUUACUAUGAAAUGUUAUAGAAUAAUUAUUUUCCUGGAUACAAGAUACAAUCUGUUACAACUUUAGCUAUUUUUGUAUAUACUUUACUAUUUACUCUAUGUAUAUUUGGAGGAAUUGAAAAAUAAGGAUAAUUUCUAGAAAUUAAUGAUGCAACACUUUUAAGUCAUGGAGGUUUAGUUACAAAUCAAAUCAAGAAUGAGUUCAUGUUCUAAUAAUUAUUUACUAGCAUCUUUUUGAGUAGAGAUUUUUAUCACUAUUUUUGCAUUAUUUUCUUUUUACUCAUAUUAUUAUCCAGUUUUGAAUAUGCAUCAGGUCCAAUUAUAGCAAUUUCUUUAUAUAUUUUUAGUGGAGCUAUGGGAGCAUUAUUUGGAAGUUCUAUUAAUUGUUGUACAGAUCUAAUUUAUUUACAUGCAAAUACUGCUAUAUAUGGAUUAAUAGGAGCAUUCUUUGGAGUAAAAUUCUAUUUUUAUUUAGUGUAUAAUAUUAAAUUGGUGUUCACUUGAAGUCUUAAAUGAAAUGAGAGCAUUUUUAUGUUGUUUUAUGUGGAUUCUAUUGACAUUUGUCUUAGUCAUCACAUUAUCAGCUAUUAACACAAAUCAUAAUGAUAAAUAUGGUUAAAUUGGAGGAUUUAUUACAGGAUUCUUCCUAUCAUUAGCUAUUGUACCACCUAUGAAUUAAGGAUCUUAUGAAGAUAAAGCCAAAAUAUUUGGUUGGACAUUUUUAGGAAUCUUUGCUUUCAUCAGUACUUUGAUGAUUAUCGUGAUAUGAUA